AUGUCAAUGCUACAUGAAAACUACAUGAAUAUAGGGCUUUCAAGAGGAGAGAAUUCAAUCAUGUUUGACUCUAUGCAUGCUGCAAAGCAGACCAAUGCAUCAACAUUCGUUCACAAUCGGUUCCAUCCUUACACAAGUGAAGUCAUGAAUAAACAAAGGCAUCCGUACGAAUCAUAUUUUGCAAGCGGAUAUUAUUCUGGAAUAGGUCGUAAUGGCCCUGUACCUACUGCAGGAAGUAACGUGUCAAGUAGUGGACAUAAUUUCUUACCAGGGACAUAUCUACCAAAUACUCGCCAGUAUCAUUAUGAAAACCAGCAGACUAACUUUCAGUGGGCUUUAACUCCAACGUGUAUUCAAAAUCUUUGCGAACUCAACGCAGGCACUGGAAGCAGUCUUCAACUGUCAUCAUCUGCCCCCGGAAAAGACCGAAGUCAUCCGUUCUAUUCGCGAAAACGCUCGGAGCCAGCUGAAGGUAUGACGAGAACCAGGGACAAGUAUAGAGUAGUUUACUCAGAUAAACAAAGACGGGGUCUGGAGAAGGAAUACAACACAAACAAGUUCAUAACAAUUGAGAUGAGGGCGAGAAUUUCAGAAGAACUUGGAUUAUCUGCGAGACAGAUUAAAAUUUGGUUUCAAAAUCGAAGAGCAAAAGAAAGAAGAGACAGGAGGAAAGACCAAUGCACAGAACAGACAGAGACAUGUAGUGCUGAAGAUGAUAACAAUAUCAGUGAAUAUUCGCCUUCUAGUAUAGGCAAUGCCAAUGAAUUCUUAACUUCCUGUCGCUUUACCGGAAGUGAUAAUUGGGCCGAAGAGAGGCUAUUCAAAUCCAGCAAUUGUCGUUUUUCAAACCAAACCGAAUGUUAUGGAAUCAGCGACGAUAAAUCCCCGUCUUCAAGAGAUUGCGUCUUUGAGUCACGUGCUUACCAACAUGAAAGACCUGUCGUGUCACCAGCUGGAUGGCACCUGUCAACCGGAAGUAAUUAUUUACCAACUUUAGAUGUUUCACCAUUAACUGGAAAUAUUAACUUUGAUUUUGAACUUAGAAUGUAA
Messenger RNA from Ruditapes philippinarum (Manila clam), 1050 nucleotides. RefSeq names its product homeobox protein CDX-2-like. The record is from RefSeq and is a predicted model, not a curated record. Gene Ontology annotation, cellular component: nucleus. Gene Ontology annotation, biological process: regulation of transcription by RNA polymerase II; anterior/posterior axis specification; cell differentiation. NCBI's taxonomy places the organism in Eukaryota, Metazoa, Mollusca, Bivalvia, Venerida, Veneridae. Gene Ontology annotation, molecular function: RNA polymerase II transcription regulatory region sequence-specific DNA binding; DNA-binding transcription factor activity, RNA polymerase II-specific. The transcript is spliced from 2 exons. Bases 1 to 1050 code for a protein of 349 amino acids.